AUGGUGAGGCUCAACGCCGACCUGAUAUGGAAGAGCCCGCACUUCUUCAACGCCAUCAAGGAGCGCGAGCUCGACCUCCGAGGCAACAAGAUCGCCAUCAUCGAGAACAUCGGCGCCACCGAGGACCAGUUUGACACGAUUGAUUUGUCGGACAACGAGAUUGUCAAGCUUGAGAACUUCCCUUUCAUGAAUCGCCUUGGCACUCUGUUAAUCAACAACAACAGAAUUACACGUAUCAAUCCCAACCUUGGUGAGUUUUUACCCAAGAUGCAUACUUUGGUGCUGACGAACAAUCGCCUCACAAGUCUUGCGGAGAUUGACCCCCUGGCCUCUCUUCCAAAGCUGCAAUUUCUCAGCUUACUGGAUAAUACCGUAACUAAGCAACCAGAUUACCGGUUAUAUGUGAUCCACAAGCUGAAGCAUCUGCGUCUCCUGGACUUCAAGAAAGUGAAACAACAGGAGAGAGCUGACGCAGCACAAAAGUUCCACUCAAAGGAGGCAGAGGAGGCGGCAAAGAAGGUUGCUGCCAAAGCUUAUACUCCAGUAGUGAUGGAUUCUCAAGGUACCACAAAAGAUCAGGGCCCUAAAGUAGUCGCUCCAACGCCUGCGCAGAUCACAGCUAUCAAGGCUGCUAUCGUGAACUCUCAGACACUUGAUGAAGUAACAAGGCUUGAGAAGGCGCUGAGCACUGGCCAAGUUCCUGCUGAGUUUGCGCUCCCCAAGCCUGAUACUAACAUGGCUGAGGCGUCAGAGGAAGCUGAAGCUGAGAAGAUGGAGACAGAUGGUCAGGACCAGGAGGAGGAUGGGGCUGAUGAGCAGAAACAAGCAGAUGAAAGCACCCCAAUUCAAGAGGAUUGA
Messenger RNA from Triticum turgidum subsp. durum (durum wheat), 858 nucleotides. The record is from the annotation of a GenBank genome assembly. NCBI's taxonomy places the organism in Eukaryota, Viridiplantae, Streptophyta, Magnoliopsida, Poales, Poaceae.